UCCAUCUAUCCACUUCCCCGCCCCGCCCCGACCUUAAAACAAUCCGGCCAACCAACCAACCCCACUGCCCGAUCAGCUCCGUCUACCGCAACCCGACGCACCGCCCACGACGGGCCGCCGUCCUCGCGCGCAGGCUCCGACGGCGCGGGGGGCAUGGAGAAGAAGCUGCCGCUGGCGCUGGCGCUGGCGCAGAAGCACGGCGCCGGGGAGCCCGCGUGGGCGCGGCCGUGGCGGUGGGCCAAGACGGCCUUCUUCCUCGUCGCCAUGCUCGCCUCGCUGCUGCUCGUCUGCGCGCCGCCCCUGCUCGUCGUGCUCCUCGACCUCGCCCUCCCGCCCAUGCUCCUCUCCGCGCACCUCCGCGCCGACGCCGGCGCCGAGCCCCCGCACCGGUCCUUCGUGCCGGCCAUGCUCGACCAAGCGCGCGCGUUCGAGUUCCGGUCCUCCCUCGUCGACCUGCCCGCCGUCUCCGCCGCGCGCGCCCUGCUCAUCCUCUGCGCGUACACGGUGUGCGGGGGAGGAGGCGGCGCGUACCUGUGGGUGGUGGCGGCGAGCGCCGCGGCGUCCGCGUCGUACGUGCUGGCCAAGGCGGCCGCCGUGCUGCCGCGCGGCGCCGCGCCGCAGGGGAAGGGCGCCGGCGGGCCGGAGCCGAUGCUCCUGCUCUCCCUGUCGCUCGCGGCCGCGCACCUCGCCGUCGCGUACCGGGCCAGCUGCCGCGAGCGCCGCCGCCUGCUCGUCUACCGGAUCGACGUGGAGGCCGUACGGCUGAAAGGGGGCCACCAGACACCCAAGGGGCUGAAGCAGUGCAGCGUCUGACAUGGUGUUCUCAACUUCUGAUCCGUACUUGUAGUACAGUAGUAGUAGGUGGAGAUAGUUUUUCUUGCUAGCCAAAAUUUUGUCAAGUUAUUAUGCAAAAAUUGUGAGGUCCAUUUGGGAUUGGGAACGGUGCUUACAUGUAAGUGAAGGAGAUACUGUAAAUACGGAACAAACAGUCGUGCUUAGCUCAGUUCGGCCUCCUGCGAUGCAAUUGCAACGAAAUGCAGGACGAGCCGUGUGGCCGACCACCCGUUGUUUUGUGUGCUCAUUCUCAUGCUUUCCUGCAGUUCAAGACUUUCUUAGAUAGUUUCUGUGCCUAUCUAGUGUAUUCACCAUAUUAAGCAAAAGAAGGAUCCAACAAAAAGUUUCUGUGCCUA
Messenger RNA from Triticum aestivum (bread wheat), 1190 nucleotides. RefSeq lists its product as uncharacterized. Lineage: Eukaryota; Viridiplantae; Streptophyta; Magnoliopsida; Poales; Poaceae. The coding region runs from base 154 to 813 and encodes 219 amino acids. The transcript has 3 exons. The record is from RefSeq and is a predicted model, not a curated record.